AUGGAGAAAUUUCCAUGUGCUAGUUGUGCUGGUAUUCUCAUGUAUGUUAUGGUCUAUACAAGACCAGACCUUGCUCAUUGUAUGAGUGUAGUUAGUAGAUACAUAGUCAAUCCAAGAGAUCAUUAUUGGACUGCACUCAAGUGGAUGUUAAGGUACGUCAAAGGGACUUUGAGCACAAGUCUGGUAUAUGGAGGAAAAACAGAUCAAAAUGAAGAGGAAGUGAUUGGAUUUGUGGACUCAGAUUAUGCUACAAAUUUAGACACAAGGAAAACACUAACUGGUUAUGUGUUUACAGUUCUAGGAGGUUGUAAUUGGCCUGCUAAGAAAUCAAAGAGAUACUAUAUUAAACCAGAAGUGUUCGGAGGAGAAGGCCAAGAGUGUUGGAUCAGCGCUGACGAGGUGGAAGAUGUGUGCGAGCUCCAUAAGAUUGGAAAUACUGUUAUGUCUCUUUGGUGCAGUUAUUUGCAAGAACACACACUUAAUCUUGGUGGGUUGAGGAAUACAUAUGCAUUUAAUAAUCCUGCUUCGGUAUCAACUGAAGCUGGUAAACUCAAACAACGUUCAGAGAAUCUAUGUGAGCGAAUGAUGGGUAUGCAACCUGAACAAUGGUUGAUAUGUCCGUGGAAUUCAGAUGAUCACUGGUUGACAAUUAUGAUUCAUGCCAAUACUCAAAGUGUUGCAUAUCUUGACUCGACGAAUGACUUUAUCCGAACUGAUAUUAUGAAAUGUAUCCAAAAUGAUGUGGACAUGUACAGGAUCGAAAAAAAUAUACGAAACAAGGGUCCAGUAAAAAUCAACCAAUACACGUGUCGACAGCAGCCGGAUGGAGUACAAUGUGGUUAUUAUGUUAUGAAGAUUAUCCAGAGUUUCAUGACUAUUGUUAAUCCUGCAAGUUUUUUGAAAAAUCAUUUCAAGUUAGAUGCUCCUUAUAGUAACGAGGAGAUCAAUGCCGUACGGGAUGAGUGGGCCGAAUUUGUGAAGCCUUUGAUUAUAGAUUAAGUACUUAAGGUUACUACACUUUUCUUAUAAUACAUGAGUAACAAUUUUUAUGAUUAUUGUUAUC
Messenger RNA from Cannabis sativa, 1063 nucleotides. RefSeq lists its product as uncharacterized. Gene Ontology annotation, molecular function: cysteine-type peptidase activity. The record is from RefSeq and is a predicted model, not a curated record. The transcript is spliced from 6 exons. Gene Ontology annotation, biological process: proteolysis. NCBI's taxonomy places the organism in Eukaryota, Viridiplantae, Streptophyta, Magnoliopsida, Rosales, Cannabaceae. The coding region runs from base 1 to 999 and encodes 332 amino acids.